CAGCUAGGUGGAGUCUCAUGUUCCUCGAAACACCUAGUAGUGCAGUGUGUGAAGCAAUGGCAGCUAGGGACGCUUACAAUUCAGGCCUUAGUUGUUAAUGUGUCUGUUUCUUGUGCGCUGGAAAUAUCACAGUUCCAAUAGUGGAUGGCAGAGAUAUUAUGUUGCAGCUCUUCAUACAUUUACUGUACGUGACUUAAAAUUGCUGAGUGGCCGUAAAAUUGCUUGCUAUCAGACUACCCCCAGCCACCAGUGUUAAUUAUGAAAAAUUGUGGUGUUAUAAUGUAAAUACGGAGCAUUACAUAAUCUGCAUAUAUUCAUAUGUAGAUCAAAAAUAAAUAAACUACGGGGAUUCAUGUCAGACAAAUGUAAAAUACAUUUCUGGACUCAUAAACAAGUGCAAUGUUAGAAACUUGGCACAAUGGAAACACUCGUAGAAAUACUGUUGCCAAAAAUCUUUGAAGAUGUUUGGAACCUAGAUACCCCAUUGGAACCUGAGGCGGUGAUGUUUACAGACUACCGCUACUACAUUAACACAAUGCAGAUGUGUAAACCUCAGAGGCUUGUCCAAGCGCCACGGAAACCCAGAAAGUCUUGCCGCCUGCAGAAUAACUAUAGCCCACUUAAGAUCGUACGAGCCAGCUACCAGUAUAUGUACGAUGACACUAACCUUGAGUACCUGGACUGUGUCAAUUCUGUGGCGCACGUUGGUCACUGCCACCCAGCAGUGGUUAAGGCUGCCUCAGUAAGUAUGGAGUCAGCAGUUACCAGCUGUGGAUGGGAGAUUGAUUAUGGGGACCUCCAAUAUCCAAAAGAGCUUCAUCAAUUUCUACCAACCUGCUUGAACACUUUUCUCUUUUGUAAUUCAGGAUCGGAGGCAGUGGAUCUUGCUUUGCAGUUGUCACGACUAUAUACCAACGGCACUGAUGCAAUUGUAGUCGACAAUGCUUUCCAUGGGUCUAUUGAUUCUGUCCAUCAGCUCUCUCCUAAGGUUUUCAAAUGUAAUAAUAUAAUUCAACCAGAUUGGGUGCACACGGUUGCAAUGCCUGACCUGUACCGAGGGCCAUAUCAGGAAGAUGAUCCCUUAGCAGUUGAAAAAUAUAUUGCUGAUGCCAGAGAUAUGAUUGAUAAAGCUCGGCAUUAUGGAAGAAAGAUUGCAUGCUUCAUUGCGGAGCCAAUGUUAACAGUACCUGGUUGUAUCAUCCCUCCCAACACCUGGCUGCAGGGUAUGUAUAGGAUGGUGCGGGAAUUUGGUGGUCUUUGCAUAGCUGAUGAGGUACAAACGAGCCUUGGACGUGUUGGUUCACACUUUUGGUCAUUCCAAGCCCAAGGCGUCACCCCAGACAUUCUCAUUAUUGGAAAGUCAGUUGGUAAUGGGUAUCCAAUGGCAUCUGUUGUAACAUCCAGAGAAGUUGCUGCUCUUCUUGGAGAGCGCAUAAAAGAGUACCAGUGCACAAAAAUGAUGAAUGCAGUGGGAUGUGCUGUACUUGAGGUCUUACAGCAAGAACAUCUCAUGGGCUCUGCUUCUGUGGUAGGAUCAGUCCUUAAAGAUGAAUUACUCAAACUUCAGCAGAAGCAUGAGUACAUUGGCCAAGUAAGAGGGAAAGGUCUCAUGUUUGGAAUAGAAAUAGUCUGGAGUAAGCAAAGCAAGAAACCUUCCAAAGAGAUAGCCGAUCACAUUGUAUUUGAAAUGAAAAAGGAGUAUGUCAUAAUGGCUAAUGAAGGAAAUAGUCGAAACAUCCUCUUGCUGAUGCCACCCAUGUGCUUUACACAAGAGAAUGCCCUCCUUCUCGUCAAAAGAUUAGAUAAGGUUCUCUCUGCAAUACCAAGCAAGAGAUUUUCAAGAUCUUCUAACAUAGCACCAUCAGCACCUGUAGGAAUCUGUGAGGGUCGCUUAGGUACCUUUCAGCCUCAAGAGGAUGAUGACGAUGAUGGCACUUCAUCAAUGAGGGACACUGUGGAUCUUGAAUGUGCUCAACAUAGCUACCAAGAUCUUGACUGAAAUUAAUAUUUUUGUAAAAGAAAAGAAAAGGAAAUAAAUAAUAAUCUAAUUUUUCACAAAAUUGUGUAUUUUUUGUGUGUAAAUUUAUCAUUUUAUGCUUAAUUACUAUAAUAUUACUUUGAAGUGAGAUUGAAAAUUCAAAUGUACCUAAGAAUACAGUGAAAGCUUUCAUAAACAUUAAAAGAGAAAGACAUUGCUCUCUCAAGAUACUAAAGUUGAAAAGUGUUACAGGCAGUCCCUGAUUUAUGAACAAACAGUUUACAAAAAAAUAAAGUUACAAAAAAAAAAAAAAAAAAAAAA
Messenger RNA from Homarus americanus (American lobster), 2299 nucleotides. Its product is annotated as 5-phosphohydroxy-L-lysine phospho-lyase-like. The transcript has 13 exons. Lineage: Eukaryota; Metazoa; Arthropoda; Malacostraca; Decapoda; Nephropidae. The coding region runs from base 419 to 1999 and encodes 526 amino acids. Gene Ontology annotation, molecular function: transaminase activity; pyridoxal phosphate binding. Gene Ontology annotation, cellular component: mitochondrion. The record is from RefSeq and is a predicted model, not a curated record.